This is a messenger RNA of Moneuplotes crassus, 1976 nucleotides long. The record is from the annotation of a GenBank genome assembly. Lineage: Eukaryota; Ciliophora; Spirotrichea; Euplotida; Euplotidae.
AGGAUGCCAAAAAGUACUAGUGAUAAGAGGAGUAAAAAUAAGAAAAAUAAAGGGAAAAAUCUGAAAGAUGAAGAAUUUAAACCUUACCAGCAGAAUGCACAAAAAGAAAAGAGAAGGGAGAUAAUUGAUUGAGAUACAUUUAUAUCGCGACAUUUCAGUCCUGAUCAUGCUCAUUCCAAUUGAAAAGAAUGACAAGAGAUGGCAAAAUCACCAUCAGUCCUCCUCAAUUUAAAAUAACUCAAAUUGCAAUCCAAAUGUAAUUAACUACCUCAAGCAAAAAUACCCUCCCAAAACCCUUCAUCUUGAUUUCAAACUCCGAAAAAAUCGUACUCUCAGUCUCACUCAAGCUAAUUCAACCCAAGAUUCUUCCUCUCCCUUCAAUCCUGCUCUUCUUCCACUUCCUCCAAAAAUCACAUCUCAAAUUCUCCACAAAGGAAUUCAUUUUCAAGAACCCAAAUCUGGCCUAUUGGCUAGCCUCAGGAAUGAAAUAGAAGGCAUUAACCCUAAGAAAGCCGAGAAUCUCUCUGUAGACCAGAUCUUGCUCAACCAGCUGUACAAAGAUCGUUCCAUCAAGCACAGCUUGGCCGAGCGUCUCGGCCAAGCUGUGCAUAUGGGAACUGUACAGAAAGUUGAGAAAAUGGGGAUUCCAGAGCAGACCAAAAGCUUAAUCCUUGGUAAAACUGUAGGCAAACCUGCUAAGACUCGAAAAUUAAGGAAAGAGUCAAGACCCCAAAGUAUCUCUGUAGUUCCUCAAGAAAUUAGCAGCGAUGGCAAGCAGAAAUUAAGAAAACAAAGGAAUCCUCUCAAGGAAGAAAUGCAACAGGUUGAUACAGACAAGAAACUUGAGAUCAAAAACAAAUUUAGGCAGAAAUCCGACGAAAGAAAGAAGGAAAUUAUUCAAAGAAAUAAGGAGUUCCGUAGAAUCAAAGACUCAAGUCCACUUUUUGUGAAGUUUCAACAAACAGCUGAUGAAAGAGAUGAGAAAGAACUCACAGAGAAAUUAUCGAUCCUGAAAGAUCAUCAGAAGGAUAAAAUAACACCUCUAUUUGAAGUUAAGAAGCAAAUAUCUGCAUAUAAUGAUCAGAAGAGCAAGCUUAUAGCAAAGCUUAGGAUGAAAAGACUUUCAGAGAAUCCGAAAUCUAGAUCUAUUACUGAUCCUAAACUAUUUACGACUAAAUUGAGAUCACGGACAUUAGCAAUGGACAAAAAAUUAGCGACUCUAACUAAGCUACAGAAGGAAGAGAGCAAUAACAGAAUCAAGAAGAGGAGGGUCUAUGCAGACAGUGUCAGAAGACUCAUCCCAGUAGAGAUCAGUGAGCAAAAAAAGAAGGAAAUGGAAAUAUUAUAAUUAAAGAACAGAUGAAGCCAGCUAGAGAUAAAAUUAAGAAACUGAUCAAGAAUAAAAGCUAUUUCACAAAACCUAGGCUAAAAUAAGGCUUCUCCUCAAAUGCAAUCGGAGAACACAAGUAACUUUUAUGAAAACCCGAAUUCGGAGACCAAGUCAAUCCAAGAUCUACAUGCUGAUCUAAAAUUGGUUCCUAGUACUCAGGAAAAUAGAAAGCUUAAUCAAGAUUUAUCAAAUAAGGCUCCAUUAUCAAGGAACAAGAAUACUUUGCAGCCUGCUUAUCUUCGGACUUAUGGGACUACAGACAAAGUUAACCGUACUAGAGUUGAUCUUCGGUCUUCCACUCCAGAGUAUACCUUUAAGGUCCCCAAGUACAAGUCAAAAUUAUGGAAGAGUAAUUUCAUGCCUGGAGAAUCAUCCUCUCCAAUGGAAAUCAAAGAGAAUGCCUCCUUGAUUGAGAAAUCCAUGGAACUCGAGAGAAGAGUCAGAAUGAGAGAGCUAAAGAAUCCUAGUACCACAGGAAGUCAAGUAAUUAAAGAUUCUGAAGAAGUCAAUGAAAUGCUUAUUGACUCCAUACUUUACAAGGUUGAGUUCUUGAACAAUUUGUAAAUGUAUUUUCAAUUUAGAAAUA